AGCGCGCGGCCGCGGCUCGGCCGGGCCUGGUCACCAUGGGCGACGACAUGGACCUGAUUCCCGAGCGCGACAUGAAGGAUUUUCAGUUCAGAGCGCUGAAGAAAGUCCGAAUUUUUGAUGCUCCCGAUGAGCUCCCCAAAGAGCGUUCCAGUCUCCUUGUUGUGUCUAACAAAUAUGGGCUGGUCUUUGCUGGUGGAGCAACUGGCCUGCAGGUCUUCCACACCAAAAAUCUUCUUAUGCAGAAUCAAGCAGGAGAAGAUCCCAAUAAAAUUGUUGAGAAUGUUCAAGGCAUACUGGUUUCUAUGAAAUUUCCUGUGCAUCACCUGGCUCUGAGCUGUGAUAACCUCACACUGUCUGUGUGCAUGACCUCCAAUGAGAUUGGUUCCUUCGUUGGCUUUUUUGAUGUCCGAACAUUUUUAAAUCAGGCUAAACAGCAGAAACGCCCAUUUGCUUAUCAUAAGUUAGCCAGAGACACGGGCAGCAUGGCAACUGUCAGCGAUCUGAAAUGGAACCCUACUAUCCCCUCCAUGGUGGCCAUCUGUCUGUCCGAUGGCAGCAUCUCUGUCCUGCAGGUCACAGACUCUGUGAAGGUCUAUGCCACUCUUCCUUCCUCGGUGGCUGUUACAUCAGUAUGCUGGAGCCCCAAGGGAAAGCAGCUGGCUGUCGGGAAGCAGAAUGGCACUGUGGUUCAAUAUCUGCCUAGUCUGCAGGAGAAAAAAGUAAUUCCUUGCCCUCCGUUUUAUGAGUCGGAUAAUCCUGUCAAAGUCCUGGAUGUACUGUGGGUUGGCACAUACGUCUUCACUAUAGUGUAUGCAGCUGCUGAUGGGACCCUGGAAACAGCUCCUGAAGUGGUGAUGGUCACAUUACCAAAAAAGGAAGAGAAACGACCAGAGAAGUUUGUGAAUUUCAUGGAGCCCUGCUAUGGUAGUUGUACUGAGAGACAACAUCAUUAUUUUCUCAACUAUGUUGAGGACUGGGAUCUAGUCCUAGCAGCUUCAGCAGCUUCCACAGAAGUCAGCAUCCUUGCCAGACAAGGAGACCAGAGCAACUGGGAAUUAUGGGUUCUGGAAGACUCCAGCAGAGCAGAACUUCCUGUGACAGAUAAGAGUGAUGACACCUUACCAGUAGGUGUGGCCAUCGAUUAUACCAGUAACAUGCCUAUACCAAUCAGUGAUGAGAAUACGCUUGCGCCAGCUCCUGUUCUGAUCUUGCUGUCCACGGAUGGAGUGCUCUGUCCAUUCUAUAUGAUUAAUCAAAACCCAGGUAUCAGAUCACUCAUCGUGACCCCAGAGCCUCUGUCAAUAGAAGGGGAGAGAGCAUCAAAGUCGGCAGGAAGCGCUGCCACCACCCCGACCACCUCUCCUACUUCAAAGCUGGAAGCCACUCCGGCUAUUGCUUCUGCUUCCUUGGCCUCGACUCUGCCUCCUGCAGGUGGUGCAGCUGCCAACUUUUCCUUCACCGCUUCCACAGUAAAGGCACCUGGCUCAACAUCAGGGGAUCCCCCACCAUAUCCCUUUGCAUCAGAUGUGUCCAAGCAAGCCCCGGGUUCCAGUUUCACUGGAGCAGCUGCAUUCUCUUUCUCGUCCGCUUCUUCCAAAGCUUCCACGACUCCUUCCCUCUCUGCAGGCCCCAUGGCCACUUCUGCUGCCUCCUUCUCUUUUGGUUCUACAAAUUUUAAGCCGACUACAGAGAGCUCACCUGUGCCACCACUGUCUGCUGCACCCAUUGGACAGAAGCCAUGUUUUACCCUUUCAGCUUCUACUGUUAAAGUAAACCUCAAUGAGAAGUUCACUGCCGUAGACAUGUCUACUCCUACUAGCAGCAGCAGUCACAACAGCUCUGCAAUGUUUUCAUUCUCCACCUCGAAGCCUAUUUCUUCAGGAGGCCCUGGAAACCAGACUGCACCCCUGCCAGUCUGCACCCCUGCCCCUCCCCUGAAGGCUUCAACCCCUGCACCUACAACAAUGACACGCCCUGCUCAGAACACACCUCCAGCUUCUAUGCUACAGAAGGCUGCUAAGAUCACCCCUUUUGCAACAAAAUCAAGCUCCAAUCAGGGCAAGUCAGUUCCACCCAGCACUGGGUUGGAGAAACAGGUUCACCAAUGGAAGGAAUCAGAUCUGGUCAUUGCAGGAAUCAGAGAGGAGAUUGCACAUUUCCAGAAGGAGUUAGAUGAGCUGAAAGCGCGAACCUCCAAAGCCUGUUUCCAGGUGGGUACGGAGGAGGAGAAGAAGAUGCUGAGGAUAGAGUCUGAUGAUCUUCACACCUUUCUCCUAGAGAUCAGAGAGACAACAGAGUCCCUUCAUGGAGAUGUCAGUAUGCUGAAGACGAGUCUGUUGGAGGGAUUUGCAGGAACAGAAGAGGCUAAAGAACAGAAUGAGCGCAAUCAUAGUUCUGGAUAUUUACGUUUGCUCUACAAGAAACCCUUGGACCCUAAGAGUGAAGCACAGCUUCAGGAAAUUCGGCGCCUACACCAAUAUGUGAAGUUUGCUGUUCAGGAUGUGAAUGAUGUUCUGGAUUUUGAGUGGGACCGGCAUCUGGAAGAGAAGAGGAAACAAAAGCGCCUGGUAGUUCCUGAGCGUGAGACUUUGUUUAACACUCUUGCAAACCAUCGUGAAAUAAUCAACCAGCAGAGGAAGAGGCUCAAUCACCUGGUGGACAGUUUGCAGCAGCUCCGCCUGUACAACCAGACAUCUCAGUGGCAUGUCCCCAGUGACACUUCUUCUCAUAGUAGUGCUCAAAGUUCUGACAGUGACCUUGAGAGCCUGCGAAAUGCCUUGAUGAAAACGACCUUGGAAUCGCAUGUCAAGCCCCUUCCAAAAGUACCUGCUAAAUUGUCCCCAGUGAAACAGGCGCAGCUGAGGAAUUUUCUAGCCAAAAGGAAGACUCCUCCCGUGAGAUCUACUGCUCCAGCUAGUCUCUCCCGGUCAGCCUUCCUGUCAACAAGGUUCUGCGAAGAUUUAGAUGAAAUCAGCUCAACGUCUUCCAUUUCCCAGUCACUGGAGAAUGAGGAUUCACCAGUUCUGGAGCAGGAAGAGGAAGUUGCUCCACUCCAGGUUUCACGACAUGCGCCUGUGGUCCGUACUGCCUCCGUCCAGCCUGGCCUGCUGACACAGUCUCCACCAUUGGGUAAACCACAACUCUCCAUGGGCACUUUAAUGCCCAUGUCUUCAACCAAAAUCAUUCCACCAGGGGCAGAUAGUACAAUGCUUGCAACAAAGACUGUGAAACAUGGGGCCCCCACUCCCACCGUUACCGUUCCUGCACCACAAGCAGCUGCUGCUGCAGCACUAAGAAGGCAGAUGGAAAACCAGAAUCCAGCUGUGAGCACUUCCCUGACUGAAUCGACACUGAAGAAUGUCCCUCAGGUGGUGAACGUGCGGGAACUGAAGAACAGCGCCUCAACACCCGCUGUUUCAGCAGUAAUCGGAUCGUCUGUACCUCACUCUGCAGCCCAAGCAGUUCACCAGGUUUUGGCCACAGUUGCUACAAAUCAAGCGAAGCAGGGGCCUCUAACAAGUUCACUUAAAGCACAGUCUCCACCUGUGUCUGCCUCCAUACCAUGCACCACCCCCGUCACAGCUGGUCAGACACCUGGCAGCAAAAUUUCAGGGGCAGGGACUGUAAAACCAGCUGCAACUGUGACCACUUCUGCAGUGACAUCCACUCCAGCCACAGCUGCCCAGUUUAACAAGACAUUCUCAUUCCCAUCUCUGGGGGCUGGGUUUAAUUUUGGUGCAUCAACUGCAGCAGCAUCAGCACCACCCAUCCUGGCUGCCUCUCAAGUGACAGCGCCUGCUAAAGAGUUGAGCCAGCCUGAUUCAUUUUCCACUGCUGGGGGCUCUAAAUUUGGAACCGUUCCCGAGAGCUCCUUUACAUUUGGGUCCAUCAAACCAGCUGGUGUUUCAGGAGCCUCCACUUCUGUAGAUGCUGCACAGACCAACAGCAAACCUGCCCCAACGGCUACUUCAGUUCCCCCCGUGACUUCUGGCAAAAUGGAAACCCCUCCAUCAAAGCCUGGAGAUCACUUGUUUCAGAGUAAUCCAGCCGGAGAAACUCUUGGGAGCUUUUCAGGUCUAAGGGUUGGUCAGGCAGAUGAUAAUGCCAAAGUCAGCACUAAAGCUCCAUCUACCAGUGUUGUUGGUGCGCAGCCUCCUAAGGCCUCCACAGUGCCUUCAGGAUUUACCUUUGGCAGCUCUCUUCAGCUAGGGAAACCUGUUGAGGCUGCUGCUUCCACAUCUGUCCCAACCACUAGUCCAGCAUCCACAUCAGUCAGCACGAACGCCACAGGCAACAUAUUCGGUAAUGUCCAGUUAACCAAUGCAGGUGCUUCUGGGGUGUUUAGUCUUGGAGGAGCUUCGAAUAGCAGUAAGCCCAGUUUUUCAUUUGGUAUUCAACAAGCCACCAGUACGAGCACGUCUACCCCUGCGCCAGCAACCCUCUCAGCUUCGACAUCCCUGUUGUUUGGAGCUCUUUUGAGUUCAGCACCAGCUGCUGUCCCUUCUGCUGCUUCUGGUAAAAGUACAGGGGACAUCAAGUUACCACCCGUGUCUGAAAAGCCACCUGAAAGUGAAGUGCUGCCACCUGGGCCGGCACCUUCAUGUUCUCAAUCACAGCCACCCCAACCACAGGCUCAGCUGCCUGAUUCUGUUAAAGAAACUGCCGUAUCUUUAGCUGCUGCAGGAGACACGAACAUUACAGGUUUAAGCACUGUUUUGGUGACACCUUCCACAGAAGCAGCUUCUACAGUUGCCUCUGUUAGUGACCCCAAGGUGGUGACGGCAGUGGUUCCUCCUGUCUCUAGCUCUGCCCCAUUGGAUCAAAAUGCCUCGGUCACCACGUCUACAGCAAAUGUUGCUUCUGCAGAGACAACAGGUUCUUUGGCUUCUGCCUCUGACGUUGGUACAUCUCUCCCGAGUCCAGCUGUAGGUACCUCUGCAUUUGUGGCUGCCUCUUCAGGUUCCUCAGUUUUCUCUCAGCCUCCCAACUCCAGUUUGUCUGGUUCUGCAUUUAGUCAACCUGCUAGCGAAACGGCAACCACCCCUUCCACUCCUCCUGCUUUUGGGCAGCUGUCAGCAACAACCACAACAUCAUCUCUGUUCAGUCAGCCCGCAGGCGGCGCACUCUCCACCACUGCAGCCACUACCCAGGUGGCUAGCUCAGGUUUCAGUACGUCCACAUUUGGCUCUGCAGCAGCUGGUGGUUUUGGUCAGCCAGCAUUUGGACAGGCACCAACCUUUGGGCAGCCAGCAAGCAGUUCUUCAAGUGGUUUCACUUUCAGUCAGACUGGGUUUGGAACAAUGCCUGCCUUUGGCCAGCCGGCUUCAUCCACUGCAGUGUCAAGCAGCGGAAAUGUUUUUGGAGCCCCCUCUAGUACCAACAGUGCCAGUUCCUUUUCCUUUGGUCCCAGUAGCGGGCUGUUUGGGCAAAGCAGCGCACCUGUUUUUGGGCAAAGUACUGGGUUUGGACAGGGUGGAUCAGUCUUCGGUAACACUGCUGCUGCCACCACCACUACGUCAUCGGCUGGAUUCAGCUUCUGUCAAGCCUCAGGUUUUGGUUCCAGCAACACAGGUUCUGUGUUUGGACAGGCAGCCAGCCCUGGAGGCACUGUCUUUGGCCAGCAGCCAUCCUCUUCCAGCGGAGGCUUGUUUGGGUCUGGCAGUGGUGGGAGAAGUGGAGAUUUCUUCAGUGGCUUGGGAGGAAAACCAAGCCAGGAUGCAGCCAAUAAGAACCCGUUUGGUUCCUCUGGUGCAGGAUUUGGAUCUACAACUUCCCAGAAUACCUCUAGCUUAUUUGGAAACAGUGGAGCCAAAACCUUUGGAUUUGGUACCUCAACUUUUGGAGAGCAGAAACCUACAGGCACUUUCAGCUCUGGAGGCGGGAGUGUGGCAUCUCAAGGUUUUGGGUUCUCUAGUCCAACCAAAGCAGGUGGCUUCGGUGCUGCUCCAGUGUUUGGCAGCCCUCCCACUUUCGGGGGAUCCCCUGGGUUUGGAGGGGUGCCAGCAUUCGGUGCAGCCCCAACCUUUUCAAGCCCUCUGGGCUCGACGGGAGGCAAAGUGUUCGGCGAGGGUACAGCAGCAGCCAGCGCCGGAGGAUUCGGUUUUGUCGGCACCCCUAACAACACGGCAACCUUUGGCACUCUGGCAAAUCAAAACACUCCUACGUUCGGGUCGCUGUCCCAACAGAACACUGGGUUUGGCUCACAGAGUAGUGGAUUCUCUGGCUUCGGGUCAGGCGGAGGAGGGUUUGGCUUUGGAUCAUCUAACACAUCCUCCUCUGGGUUUAGCGGCUGGAGAAGCUGAGAAGAUGUUGAGUCACACUUCCUCCAUUGAGCCUUGCCACAGUCCCUCUGUUCGCAGAUACUCCUUGUGUACAAACCUCGGAACAGCUUUCUUUUUAAGUGCAGAUUCUCUGGCAUCUUUUUUUUUUAAAAAACACCUAAUAAUGCUUAUUUUAUAAGAAUGUCUGUCUGUUGUUAUAAUGAUGUUUGUUCAUUAAAACUGUUUUAUCUGCCUCC
This is a messenger RNA of Gavialis gangeticus (Gharial), 6517 nucleotides long. It is a transcript of the gene NUP214, whose product is annotated as nucleoporin 214. The transcript is spliced from 37 exons. Gene Ontology annotation, biological process: protein import into nucleus; RNA export from nucleus. Bases 36 to 6302 code for a protein of 2088 amino acids. NCBI's taxonomy places the organism in Eukaryota, Metazoa, Chordata, Crocodylia, Gavialidae. Gene Ontology annotation, cellular component: nuclear pore. The record is from RefSeq and is a predicted model, not a curated record. Gene Ontology annotation, molecular function: protein binding; structural constituent of nuclear pore.